CCCGCGAUCGAUGUGUCCUAGAUUCCUUGCAGAUGUUUCACACAAUCGAAUAGUUUUGUCUUUUAGUAUCAAUCAUUCUAGCAUGUUUCAGUGAAACUUCCUACAACGUAGCUGUUAGUAAGUCUGCAGGUUAAUUUAAGCAUUCAAGUAAAAUCAAAAAUGGGAUGUCAGAAAACUUUUGCUAAGUGAAAGUGCUGCAGACAUUGCUUGUUUUGAUAUGAUUUCACCUGGAAUCGAGCGAAUGGUUGUGUAAAAUGAAUACUAGUAUAGUGCAGUACUUCAAGAGUCCAAAGGCGGACGAGUCCAAAGAUGAUGCAAAGUCAACGGGAAAGGAUGAAGUGUCAGUUAAUGAAUGUAGUCAUGCUGUUAGCCUGGAACCGGAACCUGGUCCCAGUCAGCCGUCCAAAAGCGAAGUAGAUCGAAUGAUUGCCGAGAAUAUGGCAUCGGUGCUGAAGUCUUUGAAGAAGAAACGUAACCAUAAAUGUAGCAGACGAAGGAAAAAUGGAGAGUACCGAGACGGGAAGGAGGGAAAAGAGAAAGGAUCGCCCAGGAAGGAAUCCAAAGAAACCAGUAAGGAAAUUGAGGAUGAGCCGACUGAAGAAUCUUCGAAGCAACCCAAAGAUGACAAAGGAAAUAAAGUUAACGCGUUCCAAUUGAUGAUGAGUUCACGUAAUAAAGCCAUUGGAUCAAAUUCACCAGGAAAGAAUGCUUCCGAAAAUGAAGAACUGAAUCACGAACAGCGACAGAAGCGAGACGAAAAAAUAAAACGUAAAAUAAAAUUGGAGGAAUGGGCAGAUAAAAAGGGAGCUGGCAAGCGGAAAUUGCAGGAAGCAGCCGAAGAGGAGUUUAUCGCUCACCAGAUGAAUCGUCGAGCCAAGCGAAUGAAAAAGUUGCUGAAGAAUAUGGGACCGGAAGAUGCAGACGACUCCGUAGUAGUGGUAGUGGAAUCGCCUAAAACGGAGUCUCGUAAACCGAAGCAACGCAAGGGCCCUGAACCAGUGGUUAAGUUGAAGGUGAAAGCAAAACGAGGAAGACCACGACUAUCUUCCGAAGACUCAAUGCAGUCAAAUAAGGAAGCUGGAGUAGCUUUGGAGAAGACUCCCAAGAAGGAAAGUAUCGUCGAUGAUUUUAUCGGUAAACUAAACUCUCCCCUCAAGAAACGAGAUAGCUUACUCGGAUAUUUUGAUAAGGUGAUUUCGCCGAAAAGCACAACUGAAGAGGAAACACCGACAGCAAAUAGGCGCUCGAGAGGUCGUGGACGGCCACCCGUGGCGUUGUCAGAAGCCAACACCAUCGAAGUGAUAGUUCCGCUGGAGGAAAAGAACGACCUGCAGGAUGAAACGGAUGGAACUCCUAACACACCGGCCAGCUCGGGACGACCCCGCAGGCAGUGUGCUAACAAGGUUAAGGACUAUGCCGUGUUUGGUGGUACCAGUCCGGAGAAAGAAGCGGCAGCUAGCAAGCGAUCGAGCAGGAAAUCUGCCAUAACUCCACUGAAAAUGGUAAAUGUUGAUGCCCAACAGUCCACGAGUGUCGUUCAGGAUCCUCCCGGAACGCCAAAAACAACAAAGAAUGUCAAAUUGGCUCCCCUGUUCGUGAAAAAACCUGUCGAAGAUCCCGAGAAAGUUCGCGCCAGACAAGAAUUUCUAAUGUCAGGAAUUCCAGAAAAAAUGCGAUUGGAAAUCGAGAAGCAGCGCAUUUAUGAGGAUUCAAUUCUGAAUGAAUCGCCGGUGUUUCCUCUGAUCAGUCACGUCCAACAGUUGGUGUUUCCUACGGCCGAGAAACGCCUUUCACUGAAAAGUAGUAAAGUUAGGAUUCUCGCCGAGUCACCCGGGCGUCCAGUGGUUGAGCGUGACGAGGAUGCGUACGCAUUUUGUUCUCUCACAGACUGCGAUGACACCGAGGUCGAGGAGAUUCUGGCCAAACUAGUGGAUCAGGGUGAUACGGAUAAACUGUACAGCUAUGACUUGCCGGAUGUGGCCAACGUGAAAAGUAUCAUUCGUGAAUGGAAACAGACUUACCGGCACUUUCCGGUGUUCAAAUGCUACCGACAGUUUCGUGAUAUGUACGAAGAGCAUGUCGAGAUAGGUUCUCCCCCCAGAAGGCUAUGUCCGAAACCGAUCGACGAGGACAGUAUCGAGUUGAUUGAAGAGCACGUGCCGAAUUUGAACGGAGAGCUUCUUUUCACGGAGAAGUACAAACCGUUGAAUUCAGAUAAUAUUUUAGUCAACUGUCAGCCAGCGAUUGCCCUGAAGAAGUUUCUUUCCGGUUGGAAAGAGAAUCGUUCUUCAAAUCCUUGCGAUUCAGAUGAUGAUUUUGAGGGUUCGAAUUCGAGCGUAUCGUCGAAUUCGACCUCAAUGUGCAACCACGUGGUUCUGGUUGGACCUCCGGGGUGUGGAAAAACGUGCAACGUUUACGCAGUAGCCAACGAAAUGAACUAUAAUGUUUUGGAGUUGAAUGCUAGCAGUCGACGGAAGGGUAAAAUAAUCCUCCAGGAGCUACAAGAGGCAACCCAGAGCCAUCAGGUUCGACGGAAGGACGAAACGGGCGAUAUCUUCAAGAAAGUGCUCUCUCGUAAAGGAAGCAAAUCGAAAUUGCGCAAAAUUUCCACGGAUUCCGAUCCCGGUUCUUCGAAAAAACUGUCACUGAUUCUCGUGGAAGACGCAGAUAUCGUGUUCGAACAGGACGAUGGUUUCGUAGCAGCUAUCAAUCAACUCAUUGCCACCUCGAAACGUCCGAUCGUUUUGACCACAACCGAUCCAAACUGUGCGCACCUGUCUCGCUACAUAUCGAAUAACGUCAUUCGCUAUGUCGCUCCCGGAAUAGCCAACGUUGCAAAGCUACUUUCCAUUCUGUCCAUAGUGGAGAAAGUUCAUAUCGAUCAGCAGGAUCUUGCUCGUCUCUAUGCACUGAACCGUAAGGAUUUCCGAAAAACAGUGAACGAAUUGCACUUUUUCAUCCAAAGCGGUGGGGAUCGUGAUCAAUCAUCGCACACAUCUACCGUCGCCGAUGAACCCGGUGUGCUUCUGGUGCACGAAAGCGAUGGCAUACAAUCGCAACUGACUGACGACGAAGCAUCGCGACUGUCGACGGCUUCUUCGACACAUUCCGAAGCUGCCGUUUCUCGAAAGCAUCGAUCGUUGUUUCGAUUGUUCAGUCGAAAUCAAAACGAUCGCCAGCAGCUUAUUCGCAUGCCACUGGAUUUCGAUAAUCUCUGGUGCAAUAUGGAACCGGUAUUUCGAACCGCACCAGCAACGGUAUCGAACGGUGGUGUCAAACGUCGAAAAAAGACUGCGAAAGUGUCGAAUCGGUCGCAACAGGAACUGGAUGAGUUGGUGUUUUUCUAUCAAAAUAUUUCCACUGCGGCUUUGAUUCAACGUGAUUCCAAAAGCACCGAAGAUCGUCUGGUGCAUCACCUGGAGGAGGAAGUCGCUCACGGGCUGGUAGAAGAUUCCUGGGAGCGCUGGUUCGAAGGGGACUUGGAAGAGGCGGUGCAACAGAAACGACGGAGUGGAGUUGGCGCAAUGUGCUACGAUAGUCUGAAACAGUUCGAUACGGAUGGGCGUCAGCUAAUCUCCUCUCACAUCGGAAUCAAUGCAAUCCGAACCCGGUCGACCUAUUGCGACUAUGAACCAGUUCUACGAACCAUCUGCCGGUACGAGCGUGAACGAUCGAAGGCGGAAAGGCGCGGUAGUCGAUUUUAUCAUUAUUUCCGCAAUUUCCAAUACGCCAGCUUGUCGACCGGGGGAACCAGCGGCAACCUGCCAACAAAUUUCAGCGUAGACUAUUUCGAUGAACUCAGCACACGGUUUGAGGUGGAACACAUUCCGACGACAAUUAGUGCGAUCAAAGUGAGGACGGAAUCAUCGGACGAAAGUCGUUAAAACUAUGGCGAUUAGGAGGAGAGCAAAAAAAAGUGUUGAAAAUUAGGACAAUAGAAUUACAAAUUUAUUACUAUGGAUGUAUGAUUUGCACAGUGUUAUCAGUGCGUGUAGAUUAAAGUAGUAGUUAGUGUCUAGUUAUUUAUUUCACAGUCGUUCAGCGCACAUCCUAAAUGUAGCACCUCACUUCCAUUCGAUGUCCCCUAGCGAUUAAUAAACACAAUUAAUCAUGAACCGAAA
Molecule: messenger RNA, 4121 nt
Organism: Malaya genurostris
Lineage: Eukaryota; Metazoa; Arthropoda; Insecta; Diptera; Culicidae
Gene: elg1
Product: enhanced level of genomic instability 1
Exons: 4
Coding region: 255-3884 (1209 amino acids)
Cellular component (GO): nucleus
Molecular function (GO): ATP binding; DNA binding; ATP hydrolysis activity
Source: RefSeq, a predicted model, not a curated record